UGAAAUAAAGAAGUAACAUUAGAAUGCAAUUUUAAAGAAAAAAAAAUGCAAAAUCACAAAAAAUAUAAUAAAAAGAUAUAAAACUAUCAGUAAAACAGAUUCGCAGUGAUAUAGUAUUCGACUAUAAACCCGAAUAUUUACAUUUCGAGUAUUUUGAUGAUCUAUAUGAAGAAUCAGAUUAUUAAUUUUUUACCAGGACCCCAAUUUUAAAAUUAAAAUCGAAUUAAUCAUUUGAAGUAUUAACGGAAGUUUCUGAAAACGAGAGAGAAUUAAUAGAUAAAUGUAAUGAAGAGGGAAGUUAUAAAAACAUAAACGAAAAUACAGAUAAUAAUAGCCAAAAGAAUUUACUAAAAAGCGAAGGAAGUACUUGUAAAUAAUUAGUUGUUUAAUUUUCUUAAGAAUUAAAUUAUAAUAAUACUGAAAAUAAGAAAUAGAUGGAAAAAUAAAAAUCUAAUUAAAGUAGUUAUUCUAAAAAAAGCUAUUCUUAAAAUUAAUAAUUUUAUUCUUAUUUUCACACUAUUAAUGAAUUUGAAAAAGCCAAAGAUUUCGAAAAAUAUUAUCCUCAUAAUAAUUUGAAAAGAAUAUUAAAUAUAAUUAAUUUUAAAAGAAAAUAAAAAUAAUUCUUUAGUAUGUAGUUGGCUAUGAAAACUAAAAAUAUUUAAAUAAGAAGUAAAAGAGAGAGUCCGCA
Molecule: messenger RNA, 688 nt
Organism: Ichthyophthirius multifiliis
Lineage: Eukaryota; Ciliophora; Oligohymenophorea; Hymenostomatida
Exons: 1
Source: RefSeq, a predicted model, not a curated record